Molecule: messenger RNA, 615 nt
Organism: Klebsormidium nitens
Lineage: Eukaryota; Viridiplantae; Streptophyta; Klebsormidiophyceae; Klebsormidiales; Klebsormidiaceae
Source: the annotation of a GenBank genome assembly
AAGAAUGCAGAGCUGCACGAGUCCCUGCUCAAGGUGGAGCGGGACAUCGCGAAGCUGGGAACGGAGAGCGUCAUCUCUGAGCUGAAGCUCCGGAGCUUGACGAACGCCCUCUUGGACCGCAGCGGGAAGAAGGACAUAAAAACAGAAGAACCGCACUCGAAGUCAUUGUCGAAGUCAUCCAAUGCACGCAGGGAGGAAGCGCGCCCCGGAAGGGUAAGAGAAGAUCCGCGUGCGGUCAUCAACGCACUCCUUGAAGACAAGAAGGAUUCGUUGGGGUUGCAGAAGAGAGUCAAAGACGUGGCUGCGCAGGUGUCCUUGCGCCCGCAGGACAUCACUGACAGCCUCCGAAACCUCUACAACAGGUUUGCCGCCACGUCUUGUCACGGUCUCGACGGGCCUCUCGUGCUCGUCAACCAGGCGCUGAUUCCGGAGGUCAACGUGCGGGCUGCCUUGUGUCUCUUCUUGGAUUGGGGGAAGGUGACAUAUGCCUAUAUUGAGGACGGGGUUGUGGUUAAGAGCCCGUACCGGUUGCCAAGCGACCCCUCCAUUGAGAUCGAAUUAGGGAUGUCGCUCCCGGCUAUCCAGGACCGGAUUGCGGGGCAUAAAAGCUUUUAA